This is a messenger RNA of Penicillium lagena, 1173 nucleotides long. RefSeq lists its product as uncharacterized. Lineage: Eukaryota; Fungi; Ascomycota; Eurotiomycetes; Eurotiales; Aspergillaceae. Gene Ontology annotation, molecular function: oxidoreductase activity, acting on the CH-OH group of donors, NAD or NADP as acceptor. The record is from RefSeq and is a predicted model, not a curated record. Bases 1 to 1173 code for a protein of 390 amino acids. The transcript is spliced from 2 exons.
AUGUCUUCACCAUCGCUCAUUCACACCACCCCCGCAACCACCCCAUCAUCCUCCCAACCCAAGCAAUGGCACGCAUCCCUAACCCUCGACACCCUCCUCAGCGUCCUACACCGCACCCUCCUCAACCCAGGACUAUCAUGGCUCCUCGUGCUCUCUCUGCGCGCGCAAGUAACGCCAACAAACGACCCCGUCUUCAUCGGCUCCGUCGCAUACGCGGUCCUGCUGACAGCGCUCUUCGUGCUCAAGAUCGUCAACCAGCGCGUCGCGCACGGAAACCCCCGCGCUGUGGAUUUCGCGUCGGAAGUCGUCGUCGUCACAGGCGGUGCUAGUGGCUUGGGCCUGGCUAUUGCGCAGAUGUAUGCCAUGCGCGGGGCGAGCGUUGCCGUCUUGGAUGUUGCGGUGCUGGAUGAUGAGCAGUAUGAGGAGGUCUUUGGGGGACAGGGGGUGGGGGAGGGGGUGAAGUAUUAUCGUUGUGACGUUGGGGAUCGGAAGGUGGUUGAGGAUACGAGAGGGAUGAUUGAAGAGGAGUUGGGGACGCCGACUAUCCUAAUCAACUGCGCCGCAGCACGCAUAAACGGUCACCCCCUCCUCAGCCUGAACGCAGACGCAUUUGAAAAGACCAUCCGCACAAAUCUCCUCGCCGGAUUCCACGCCUACCAGAUCUUCCUACCCGGCAUGCUGUCAACAGAAAACGGCGGGACCAUUGUGACAGUCAGCUCGGUGCUAGGCCAGUUGUGUCCGACAGGAUUAUCAGACUACUCAGCCAGUAAGGCCGGGCUGAGCGCAUUGCAUCGGACGGUCGAGGCGGAGAUUCGAGCGUCGGGACAAGAGGACCAGAUAAAAAUGCUGCUCGUUGAGACGGGGCAGAUUGCGACGCCGCUUUUUGAUUGGGUUGAUACGCCGAAUUCGUUUUUUGCGCCUGUGCUCGAGCCCGUGCAGGUUGCGCGCGAGAUUGUGGCCGCGGUUGAUGGCGGGCGGGGAGGCGUGCUGAGAUUGCCUGCUUAUGCGAAGCUGGCCAAUUGGUUUGUUGUCUUGCCCGCUGCUGUGCAGCGGAUUGCGAGGUUUGUGAGUGGGAUGGAUGACGCGGUGGCCAAGGGGGCAUCAUCUCAGGGACAGGCAGCUGCGGCCUCGGAACGAGCUCCAGGAGGCGCGGUAGAUAAGAAGAGAGCGUGA